Messenger RNA from Geodia barretti, 2875 nucleotides. The record is from the annotation of a GenBank genome assembly. Lineage: Eukaryota; Metazoa; Porifera; Demospongiae; Tetractinellida; Geodiidae.
AUAAUCGCAAAAAGAGCUGAAGGAGAGUGCGAUGGCAGGAAGGAUGGGUAUACAGUGUCUUGCCAUUUUGUUUGCUCUCUUACUAUCCACAGGAGUAGCAAAUGUGACUAUCCAACCGUUCAGUAGAACACAGCCAAUGGAUCCUUCAUCACAACCGAUAUUUUUUGCAGCUUUGAGAUGUGACAUAUUUACUAACUUCGAACUGAAUAUCACAUCAUGGGUAGAAUCACGGUGGAACAUAACUACGGGUGCAGAGGUCCAAUCACCUGGAAGCAAUGACGGUAAAUAUGACCUGACCCAGGGGGACAGUGAAGUAAGCGACUUGGAAACCGCGCUGGUUGUCCAACACCUGAUAUACAGUGAUGCUGGCGUGUACACUUGUCGAGCCAGAGACAACCGUAACCCUUCAAACCGUGGGCCAUGGGUAGAAGCACAAGUUCAUCUUCAACUUUUGGUGGAAUUGGCUUCUAUUGAAACGGAGAUCUCUACAUUUGACAAUGCAACUGGAGUGUCCCUGAGCUGUGAGAUGUCCCUGUACCUGAGACCUGAUGAAGACCUCCAGUGGUUCAGAGAUGGACAGUCCAUAACCAGCGGCUCUGGGAGACACUCUAUCACCUACACCGAUGGGAGUGGCAUGGGGCAGUUUGGAGGGGACGCAAUAGGAUUUAGUCGGAUAUCGACUCUGGUUAUUUCACAGCCUCAGACGACAGACUCUGGGACCUACACCUGUGCCAUUAGAAAUACCCAACACUCCCAGGGCAUUGAGCUGGCUGUGGAGAGCAGUGGCCCAAAUCCUUCAACUGUCCAGCCAACCAGCCGUUCAAACGACCGCACAAGUAGCUCCAGUAGUAUGACUAGCCCCAGCCCUCCCACCAGUACAAAGGCUCCCGCCAGUGGCAUACCGCUGCCCAUUAUCAUCGGGGCGAUAGCCGGCGUGUUGGGCAUCAUAGUCAUCAUCCUCAUAGUCAUCAUAAUCGUCGUGUCGUUCCGGAGGAGGGCACAUUCCCAAACGAUAUCUGGGAAUGGGGACACUUACGCUGCUCUAAACGGAGGGGCCUACCCAAUUCCCAGCAAGAUGUCUGUGUCUCCCACACCGCACAACCCUCCGAAUCGAACCAACUUUGAGCAAGAUGUAGAGAUGGGCUACGACCGUCCCCACCAUGCCAACACAAAGGACAAGGUUUCUCCGCCACCCAACACCCCAGCCCCAGACUACGAGUGUCUAGACUCAACUGGCGGCAAGUACGACCCGUACUACGACAACCCAGAGGAUAUCAAGCCGUCUAGGGCCCCAGCAAUACCCACUAACCCUCCACCCAAGAAAUCGAAGGCAGGCUCGACCUACGAUGAGGUCGAAUCCUUCCCGCUCAACUCAAAAACGAGCACUCUUGAUAUGAGGAGUGUCCCGUCCCCAGCAGUCGUACUCAGCGGGUCGCUCCAUCGCCAGAUUGAGCAGAAGAACCCAGACUUUGCUUACCCUAGUUACCAAGACGGGUUUGACCUGUCGGGAGAACCAGACUACGACCAGAUCUACAGCGAGCCCCUCGAUCCGACCAUGCUGCGAUCAAACAUCGUCGAAGGAAUCAUGAUGCCGGAAGAGGCUGUCCCAUACUCUGCCAUUUACGAUGAUCCCGCGAAUCCCUUCUCCGACGUAGACGUCCCGGAACCUUUCAAGGUGAUCAAGAGCAACAUCAUUGAGAUCCGCAAACUGGGGACGGGGCAGUUUGGGCAGGUAAUUCUGGCAAAAACAAAGGGGGUCAGCCUUCGGGACAUGAGUCUGAGCGAAACGGACAGUGACACGAGCAAAAGCAUCCUCGUUGCAAUCAAGAAACUCAAGCUGGACGCUGAGAGCGGUCUCAUGAAGGCCUUUGAUAAGGAAGUGAAGUUCAUGUCUCGACUCAAACACGACAACGUCGUGCGUCUCCUCGCAGUCUGUACGGGCUCCGAGUCGUUCAUCAUGAUGGAGUACAUGGAGAACGGAGACCUCAACCAGUUCCUCCAGAAACAGGCACUCAUGUCAGACAGCAUCAGUGGACUCCAGGAGAAUCAGGUUACUCCCAUCAUCCUCCUGUACAUCGGCGUCCAGAUUGCCAGUGGGAUGCACUACCUGGCCUCCCGACGGUUCGUUCACCGCGACCUCGCCACACGAAACUGCCUCGUUGGCAAAGAUUUCAUCGUGAAAAUCUCAGAUUUCGGGAUGAGCAGAAGCCUCUACGAGUCGGCCUACUACAGAGUACAGGGCACUCUUGUGCUACCCAUUCGGUGGAUGGCCUGCGAGACUUUCUACGGCAAGUUUUCGGUCAAGUCGGACUCUUGGGCGUUUGGAGUAGCGCUGUGGGAGAUCUACACUCUGGGAAAAGUUGAUCCGUACGAAGAUAUGACAGACGAGGAGGUUAUCGCAGAUGCCAUUCGGGGACCGGAUAGGAAGAUCUUACCACGACCGACUACGUGCACGCAGGAGGUGUACGAGAUCAUGCAGCGUUGCUGGGUCAACGAACCAUCGAUGAGAGCAGACUUUGGCGAGAUUUAUUCUCGUCUCUUCAUGAUAUACACUCGACAGGCUUUGUAAUAGUUCAACCCAACCUCAACCCCUCAUGUAGUCCAAUACCCCCCCAUGUGUAUUCUCACACUUACGCCGCUAAAACAGUACACUCGAUAAUUCUGCACUCAAUAAUGUGAAUACCAUGCGUGCAUUUGUGUGUAUAUUAGGCUCUAUAGUGUGUGUGUGUGUAUGAUAUAUGUACUUAUCUUCGUAUGUUAUUAAACUCACACUUGAGAGAUUAACAAACUUUCUGCAUAUGCUGUGUUACUGAAAGUAGGCUUUUAUAUCCACAGUGUAAUUCACCAUACAAAGUCUGUGCAUCAUGUCAGUUAU